GGCUUUAGGAUUUGGGACCAACGGGCUAGCAACCACCGUGGUUGCUAUUCUUUCCCAUGGGGCUCGUCCACAUAGAGUCUACCUCCUUAGCUCCAUGGCAAUGGUCAGUAUAAUUGUGUGUGCAAUCGCAUUCCAACAGGGUGAUGGCAGUAUUAACACCCCCCUUUUCAAGAUCUAUCUCACGCUCGUCACCGGCCUCGUCACAAUCACCCCCUUUUCCUUCAUUUACUUGAGGUUGGAAGAUAACAGCCGCAUGGCACGCUUCUUCACAGCCUACCUAGGAACGAGUCUAGGCUCUUGGACGCCUCCGUUCUAACUCGAUAGGCACAGGUACGGUGGUUUCGUCCUGACCGGCCUUGCCUUGUCAUACAUCCUUCCCCGGGACAGUCGUAUAUUCCCAGUCUACUUCAAGUUGUCAACUAUUAUCAGGUAUUUUCUGACCUUUAUCUUCUGCUCCGUCAACCUCAUCGUUCCAUGAAUUCUGGCCAACACCGCUGGGAAGACGAAGAAGUCAACCAUGAUGGCCGUAUUCAAUGUGGCAGCAUCGCUCGGCGGCAUCGUCGGCCCCGUUACGUACUCUUUGAUGCCGUAAGCGCACCGGCAUACCGUAGCGGGAUCCGGAACACCACGGGCGUGUUUGUUGCUAUGCUCGCCGUCUAUUUAUUGCAGGUCGGUAAUAAUAAUGCUGCUGAACAGGCUGCAGGUCCGACGGCGAAUCGCCAACAACAAACCCGCUUAACUACCUACAUCCACGACUCACUCAAUGGAGGACGAGCACGUGGAUAUCCAUCCGCACGGGUAAUGCUGGGAUGACUGGAGACCGGGCGUUUGCCGGCCUGACGGACCGUGAGAAUGAUGAGUUUUGUUUACGUCUACUAAGGGGUGGAGAUUUCUGUGGAUAGGGCAGUUAGACGCAAGGAUUUAUUGUUUGAGGUGUCCUG
Chaetomium fimeti is the source of this 941-nucleotide messenger RNA. RefSeq lists its product as uncharacterized. NCBI's taxonomy places the organism in Eukaryota, Fungi, Ascomycota, Sordariomycetes, Sordariales, Chaetomiaceae. The transcript has a single exon. The record is from RefSeq and is a predicted model, not a curated record. Bases 475 to 813 code for a protein of 112 amino acids.